Molecule: messenger RNA, 1141 nt
Organism: Dermacentor andersoni
Lineage: Eukaryota; Metazoa; Arthropoda; Arachnida; Ixodida; Ixodidae
Source: RefSeq, a predicted model, not a curated record
GCCUGCGCAGAGCGUCGCAAGGGAAGGAAUAAGAAAGCAGGCAAGAAGCGCCGAUAUGCAGGAAACGAUAGGUCACUACCAACUGCCCUCGACGGGGCAGGCGGUCUCGUCAUCUUCGGCUCAGCGUGGUAACCUCGUACCGCUUCUACGGCGUCCGCCUCCUCCGACCAGCGACAGUGGCAGGCUGCGAAGCGGUUCUUCGCAGCCUUCGGCUGCACCAGCCAUACUCCUUAUACGGCCCGUUCAGUUAUCGCGCUCCUCCGCGAUGAUGGCCGUGAAGGAACUGCCGCCGGACAGAGUGGUCCGGACGGCUGUCCUCCAGCUGGCCCACCCAACGCGCGAGCCUUUCUUCCGAGCAGAAGGGAACCAGCCCCCGCCUUUGGCCGACGCCUUCUUCCCGUCGGACGAAGAAGGGUCGCAGGGUGAGUGGGGACGACAGUCGGGUGGCCGCGGCAAAGCGAAAGGCCUUAGCUGGCUGCAGUGGCUGCUGGCCAACCUGCUUAUCCUGCUUGUGGCGGCCACCGUGGUCUUGGCCGUUUUCGGGCAGCGCAUGUUCGCCGCCUCCGGGCGCCAGGCGGCGGUGGGAACCACUGCGGGUUUCGUGCUGCGGUCAGACGCCGGCCUCCGGAAGCCGCCGCCCUUCGCCCCGCAUCCGCCGACGCACCGCAAAGCGGAGGACGCUGGUCGCAAGAGGAACCUGCCGCCAAUACUGAGUGGCAGGUCUACGCGACGAAGGACCAUCCAAAGUUUCAAGAAAGUCACCAGGAACCGCAAAGGAACAUCGACCUCGGCUGAACUGGCGAAGAGGGCGACCGAUGACUGACAUGGCCCGCAGUAUAUCAAGACACUGGCAUACAUCACGAGCUGUACCUGCCGUGGUGAUUGUCCUCGAGUAGGUUGCAGUUAUGUAAACGUUUUGCAAAGUUCAAGAACGCAGCAGUUUCCCAGACGAAUAGUUAUUCUCUUGCAAACAUAUAUCUCGCAGCAGCUCAGCCGUGUGUGUACGCUUGUGCUGACCUGUGCUUCAUAUCCGUGAGACCUGCACUCUCUCUCUCUUCCCUUCUGCCACAUGCUUUGUGUUUAGGCACUUAUGUGAAUGCUGUCACAUUAUCACAGAAAUAAAAAAAAAUGUUCGCUGCGU